GUUGUUGUCCUUGUAAUAACUACAUUUACAUACUUGAACCCUAACUUUCUCCACUCGAUCCUUUCUCCCUCCGAUAAACCCUAUAAAUCCAUUUAUCCCCAUUCGACUCGAUCUUUUUUACACUCGAGGAUCUCCAUUCAACAGUCUCCACUGUUUUUUCAACAGCAGCGAGAAAGCUUCUCUGAUCAAAUCAUCCAGUCGGAAAAAUGGCAGCGUCAGAUCAAACAAUUUUGCAGUUCUUUCCGUUAUCGACCAGCUUGUCCGCAAAAGUUCAUCCUCUUGUUAUCUUCAACAUAUGUGAUUGUUUUGUUAGACGACCCGACCAGGCUGAGCGCGUCAUUGGCACGCUCCUCGGCUCCGUUCUUCCUGAUGGCACUGUUGAUGUUCGUAAUUCCUAUGUCGUCCCUCACAACGAAUCUUCCGACCAGGUGGCGCUGGAUAUAGACUAUCAUCACAACAUGUUGUCGUCUCACCAGAAGGUUAAUCCCAAAGAAGUUAUUGUUGGAUGGUUUUCAACUGGAUUUGGUGUCACGGGUGGUAGUGCUCUUAUUCAUGAGUUUUAUUCUAGAGAAGUUCCAAACCCUGUCCAUCUGACUGUCGACACUGGAUUCACAAAUGGGGAGGCAUCCAUAAAAGCUUUUGUCUCUGUUAACCUGUCUUUGGGAGAUCAGCAACUUGCUGCGCAGUUUCAAGAAAUACCUCUUGAUCUUCGUAUGGUUGAAGCCGAGCGCGUUGGAUUUGACAUUCUCAAGACCACAGCAGUGGACAAACUCCCAACUGAUAUGGAAGGAAUGGAAGCUACAAUGGAGAGGUUGCUUGCAUUAAUAGAUGACACCUACAAAUAUGUUGAUGAUGUUGUGGAAGGUCGUGUUGCUCCUGAUAAUAACAUUGGAAGAUUCAUAUCGGAUACUGUGUCUUCCGUUCCAAAGAUAUCUCCAUCGUCAUUUGAUAAGCUUGUGAAUGAUAGCCUACAGGACCAAUUGCUGUUGCUAUACUUGUCGAGCAUUACAAGGACACAACUCAGUUUAGCAGAGAAAUUGAAUACUGCUGCCCAGAUCCUGUAAUUAAAUCUUGUUAUCGUUCAUUGCCACCUUUAAGUGAGGCGUGGUGCAAUAUUUUGUUUGAUCGGUUUUGCUAGGAAAUGUUUGUAAUGUGGUUUUGGACAUGUAAUAGCUCUUAUUCAGAUUAUUUUCUGCUGCUGCUAAUUUUCAUGGAUGCUACUAAUCUGAGGCUUAGAUUCUACAAAUUAUCUACUACUGUUGAUUUCAACCUUUUAUUGUUUUAAAAGAAGUUUAAAUUGGCAUUAGUGUUCA
Erigeron canadensis is the source of this 1313-nucleotide messenger RNA. RefSeq names its product eukaryotic translation initiation factor 3 subunit F-like. Gene Ontology annotation, biological process: translational initiation. The record is from RefSeq and is a predicted model, not a curated record. The coding region runs from base 207 to 1064 and encodes 285 amino acids. Lineage: Eukaryota; Viridiplantae; Streptophyta; Magnoliopsida; Asterales; Asteraceae. The transcript has 7 exons. Gene Ontology annotation, molecular function: translation initiation factor binding; translation initiation factor activity; metallopeptidase activity. Gene Ontology annotation, cellular component: eukaryotic translation initiation factor 3 complex, eIF3m.